Diversispora eburnea is the source of this 1194-nucleotide messenger RNA. The record is from the annotation of a GenBank genome assembly. NCBI's taxonomy places the organism in Eukaryota, Fungi, Glomeromycota, Glomeromycetes, Diversisporales, Diversisporaceae.
AUGAAAUCAGCUUUAACUUGGGAAAUUGUAGCUCAGUGUUCGAGAACGAAAGCAAGAGUUGCUAAAUUAAAAUUGCCUCAUGGAGUUGUUGAUACACCAGUAUUUAUGCCAGUUGGAACGCAGGGGACUUUGAAAGGAUUAACUGUAAAACAAUUAGAAGACUUGGAUUGUCAAAUUAUGUUAAAUAAUACUUAUCAUUUGGGUUUACGACCUGGCAAAGAAGUACUUGAAGAAAUUGGAGGUGCUCAUGAAUUUCAAAAUUGGAAAAGAAACUUAUUAACUGUAAGAAGAUUUCAAAUGGUUUCUUUACUAAAAUUAGCAUGCAUUACGGAAAGAGGAGUGGAAUUUCAAUCACCACAUGAUGGAUCAAAAAUGUUACUUACUCCGGAACAUUCGAUUUCUUUACAAAACUCUAUUGGAGCUGAUAUAAUAAUGCAAUUGGAUGAUGUGGUAUCAUCAUUGACCACAGGUCCAAGAGUUGAAGAAGCUAUGUUUAGAUCAAUUAGAUGGUUGGAUAGAUGUAUUGUUGCUCAUAAAAAGUCAGAAAGUCAAAAUUUAUUUGCUAUUAUACAAGGUGGAUUAGAUUUGAACUUGAGGAGAAAAUGUAUUGAAGAGAUGGUGAAACGAGAUACUCCUGGAUAUGCAAUUGGGGGUUUGAGUGGUGGUGAAGAAAAAGAUAUUUUCUGGAGAAUAGUAAAUUUAUGUACUGAUCUAUUACCAAAGACUAAACCUAUAUAUUGUAUGGGAGUUGGUUAUACAGAAGAUUUAAUUGUAUGUUCAGCACUUGGAGUUGACAUGUAUGAUUGCGUUUUUCCAACGCGUACUGCACGUUUUGGAAAUGCGUUAACAUCCAAAGGAACUUUAAAUUUAAAAACCAGUAAAUUUUCUCAAGAUUUUAGACCCAUAGAAGAAGAUUGUGAUUGCUUAACUUGUAAAACAUUUACCAGAGCAUAUAUUCAUAUUCAUUCCACACGUGAAACUGUUGGAUGUCACUUGAUUACAAUCCAUAAUGUUUCAUAUCAACUAAGAUUAAUGCGUAAUAUUAGACAAGCCAUUAUAGAUAAUAGAUUUCCAUUAUUUAUAAUACAAUCAUUUAAAGAUUUAUUUGGUAGUGUUGAUAAAUAUCCUAAGUGGGCUGUUAAUGCUUUAAAUGGUGUCAACAUUAAUUUAACAUCUGAAAAUGAAAAUACAUAA